Messenger RNA from Triticum urartu, 4472 nucleotides. RefSeq names its product kinesin-like calmodulin-binding protein (ZWICHEL) (gene ZWI). Lineage: Eukaryota; Viridiplantae; Streptophyta; Magnoliopsida; Poales; Poaceae. Gene Ontology annotation, biological process: microtubule-based movement. Gene Ontology annotation, cellular component: cytoskeleton. Gene Ontology annotation, molecular function: ATP binding; microtubule binding; oxidoreductase activity. The record is from RefSeq and is a predicted model, not a curated record.
CCCCGUGACCCCCUCCCCGUCCCCACCCCCGCCUCCUCCCCGCUCGCUUUCGGAUCUCGCCCUGCCGGCCGCUGCCGGACGCGCACGCGGCGGCGACCGGGUCAUCUCCCCCUCCCCUCCCUCGCGCGCGCGCCUGGUUAUUAUUACCGCCGCCCGCCGCAAGCAUUGCGGGGGGAUCUGCCGCCUCACCUCUCCCCGACCGACCUGCUCGCGCGACGCUGCACGCUGCCCGACCCCCUGCCUGGAGCGGAGCUGGAAGCCGGAGCUGUGAGCCGGCGCCACCGCCCGCCAUUCCCCGCGCCCCCGGAUCUGAGCUCCAGCACGGCGGCGGCGAUUGGUGGAUGGGAGCUGGGGCCUGGGCCUGACCGAGGCGCACCGCACGUCUCCGCCGUCUCCGGGGAGGCGAGGAUGGCGUCGGCCGCGCCGCAGCAGCUCGGCGUCAACGGCUCCGCGGCCGCCACGCCGCUGCACGGCCCCGCGGCGGCCGACGGGUACGACAGCGACGGCAGCUACAACUUCGCGCCGCCUACUCCAUCGACAUUGUCCAUGUCCAUACCCCCGGAGCUUGCUGGAGCAAUCCCGCUAAUCGACAGGUUCCAGGUGGAGGGAUUUCUCAAGGCAAUGCAAAAACAGAUUCAAUCAUCUGGAAAGCGUGGCUUUUUUAUUAAAAAAUCAGUGGGUCCGCAAGUUCGUGAGAAGUUCACUUUGGAAGAUAUGUUGUGUUUCCAAAAGGAUCCUAUUCCAACUUCGUUACUGAAAGUACCUAAUGACCUUGUAAGCCGCUCAAUUAAAUUAUUCCAUGUCAUAUUAAAGUACAUGGGCGUCGAUUCACCUGCAAUAAUAAGUUUGGAAGAAAGAAUUGAACUUGUUGCAAAGCUUUAUAAGCAUACUUUGAAGCGGUCCGAACUUCGAGAUGAGCUAUUUGCGCAGAUUUCAAAACAAACACGUAACAAUCCCGAUCGGAGUUGGUUGAUAAGAGCUUGGGAGCUAAUGUAUUUAUGUGCAUCUUCCAUGCCACCAAGCAAAGAUAUCGGGGCAUACUUGUCUGAGUAUGUUCACUAUAUUGCUCAUGGAGCCACAACAGAUUCAGAUGUUCGAGUUCUAGCACUGAACACACUAAAUGCAUUAAAACGCUCGGUUAAGGCAGGCCCACGGGUUGCAAUUCCUGCGCGGGAGGAGAUAGAAGCUCUUUUAACCAGCCGGAAGCUUACAACAAUUGUCUUUUUCUUGGAUGAAACAUUUGAAGAGAUCACCUACGACAUGGCAACAACAGUUGCCGAUGCUGUUGAGGAACUUGCUGGCAUUAUCAAACUUUCAGUAUAUUCCAGUUUCAGUCUUUUUGAAUGCCGAAAGAUUGUUAAUGGAUCUAAGUCUUCAGAAGUUGGCAACGAGGAAUACAUUGGGUUAGACGAUAACAAGUACAUUGGGGACUUGCUAUCUGAAUUCAAGUCAGCUAAGGAUCGCAACAAAGGAGAAAUUUUGCACUGCAAACUUGUAUUUAAGAAACGCCUCUUUCGUGAGUCUGAUGAGGCUGUGACUGAUCCGAUGUUCGUUCAGCUAUCAUAUGUCCAGUUACAACAUGAUUAUAUUCUAGGCAACUACCCAGUUGGCAGGGAUGAUGCUGCACAACUCACUGCCCUGCAAAUAUUGGUUGAGAUUGGAUUCAUUGACAAUCCUGAGUCGUGUGUUGAAUGGAUAUCUCUUCUAGAGAGGUUUCUACCUAGACAAGUUGCAAUUACUAGAGCAAAGCGAGACUGGGAGCUCGACAUCAUCUCACGCUAUCAGUUAAUGGAACACUUGUCAAAAGAUGAUGCAAGGAACCAGUUUCUCAGAAUCCUAAGAACUCUUCCAUACGGCAAUUCAGUUUUCUUCAGCGUUCGGAAAAUUGAUGACCCAAUAGGACUUCUACCUGGAAGAAUCAUUUUGGGAAUCAACAAACGAGGGGUUCACUUUUUUCGUCCGGUUCCCAAGGAAUACCUACAUUCUGCAGAGCUGAGAGACAUAAUGCAGUUUGGGAGCAGCAAUACUGCUGUUUUCUUUAAGAUGCGAGUUGCUGGUGUCCUUCAUAUCUUUCAGUUUGAAACCAAGCAGGGUGAAGAAAUAUGCGUAGCACUUCAAACACAUAUAAAUGAUGUGAUGCUCCGCAGAUAUUCAAAAGCACGGUCUGGCUCUGCUACUAGCACGGUUUCUCAGAAUGAUGUUUCUCAAGCAGAUAAGCCACCAAAUGCUGAAAUGUAUGACAAACGUGUCCAAGAACUGUCAAAAGUAGUUGAUGAGUCUCAGAAGAAAGCAGACCAGUUGCGGGAUGAGUUACAGAGGAAGACACAACAAGAAAGAGAGAUGCAAGAAGAAUUGGAAGGGCUAAGAGACACCUUACAAUCUGAACGACAUAUCAUUAAAGAAGUAACAAGUGAGCGGGAUAGGCUAAAAUCCCUAUGUGAUGAAAAGGAAUCUUCUUUGCAGGUUGCAUUGGUGGAGAAAAAUAGACUGGAGACCAAAUUAACAAAUGGUCAGGGCCAAGAGAACAAUACCAAAACAGACUUAUCUGGAAAUCAUUGUGAAAGAGAUACUUUGACGACCGUAGGCAGCGUCAACAGUGGCAUUGAGAUGUUGACUAAGCUCGAGGAGGAGUUGAAAUCUUGUCAAAAAGAGCUUGCUGCAUCAAAAGAAGUAUCAAAGAAGUUAAUUAUGGAAAGGAAUAUGCUCGAACAGAGGAUUCAAAGGCUUGAGAGGGCAAAAAGUGAAGAGAAAAGUACAAUGCAAAGAGUUUAUGAGGAUGAAUGUCGUAAGUUAAAAGCUCAUACAGCUACACUGGAGCAAAAAUUGGAAAGCACAACACAGUCAUUAAAUGUUGCUGAAUCAACUCUUGCCUUGAGAAAUACUGAGGUGGAUACAUUGCAAAAUACUCUCAAGGAGCUUGAUGAGUUAAGAGAGUUUAAAGCGGAUGUGGACAGAAAGAACCAACAGACCGCUGAGAUUCUUAAAAGGCAAGGAGCACAGUUGGUUGAGCUUGAAAGUCUUUAUAAGCAAGAACAGGUUUUGCGAAAACGUUACUAUAACACAAUUGAAGAUAUGAAAGGAAAAAUAAGAGUUUUUUGUCGCUUGCGUCCUCUAAACGACAAGGAACUUUCUUUAAAGGAUAAGAAUAUUGUAUGCAGUCCUGAUGAAUUUACAAUUGCACAUCCGUGGAAAGAUGACAAGUCAAAGCAACACAUAUAUGAUCGUGUUUUCGAUGCAUAUACGACUCAAGAAGAUGUUUUUGAGGACACCAAGUAUCUAGUACAAUCAGCUGUUGAUGGAUAUAAUGUUUGUAUAUUUGCUUAUGGUCAAACUGGUUCCGGGAAGACUUUUACAAUAUAUGGUUCAGACAACAAUCCUGGUCUUACUCCAAGGGCUACAUCAGAACUUUUUAGGGUGAUAAAGCGUGAUGGCAACAAGUAUUCAUUUUCCUUGAAGGCAUAUAUGGUGGAACUUUAUCAAGAUAAUCUUGUGGACCUGUUGUUGCCCAAAAAUGCUAUGCGACAAAAAUUAGAAAUAAAAAAGGACUCCAAGGGUGUUGUUACUGUUGAAAAUGUCACAGUUGUAAACAUUUCAAGUUUUGAAGAAUUGAAAACUAUAAUAACAAGAGGUUCUGAGAGAAGGCACACUGCUGGAACAAAUAUGAAUGAUGAGAGCUCAAGAUCUCAUUUAAUCCUUUCAAUAAUUAUUGAAAGCACCAAUCUCCAAACUCAAUCUUAUGCAAGAGGAAAGCUAAGUUUUGUGGAUCUUGCUGGUUCUGAGAGGGUGAAAAAGUCCGGUUCAGCAGGAAAACAAUUAAAAGAAGCACAGAGCAUCAAUAAAUCCCUUUCUGCAUUGGCUGAUGUUAUUGGUGCUUUAUCUUCUGAUGGACAACAUAUACCUUACCGGAACCAUAAGUUGACAAUGCUUAUGAGUGAUUCACUUGGAGGCAAUGCAAAAACCCUGAUGUUUGUGAAUGUUUCACCAGCGGAAUCAAACUUGGAGGAGACUCACAACUCACUCAUGUAUGCUUCACGAGUACGUUGCAUUGUCAACGACACGAGCAAGCACGUUUCCCCCAAAGAAAUCAUGCGGUUGAAGAAGUUGAUUUCUUACUGGAAGGAGCAAGCAGGCAAGCGGAGCGAGGGCGAUGAACUGGAGGAAAUACAGGAAGAGAGGAUAUCAAAAGAGAAAGCUGACACCCGGUUGACCGCUUGAGGGCGAGAUACCACUGCUGAUGCCCUCCCUGAAUGCACCUGGUUUGUGUUCUCGCACCCAGCCUCAGAGGUGACCCAGUGCUGUCGAGCAUUCACAACACCGACGUAGCUGAUGGAAAUGUUCCGGUAUCAUCUGAAAAUGUUGCACACCAAUUGUAUAGUUAGCGAUUAUAUAUUAUGGCGGCGGCGCCUGUUUGUACAAAGAGCCUGUAGUACACAUUCAUAGGAGAAGGGAUGAAGAGUUUUUAGGAGAGAAAA